Messenger RNA from Meloidogyne enterolobii, 2481 nucleotides. NCBI's taxonomy places the organism in Eukaryota, Metazoa, Nematoda, Chromadorea, Rhabditida, Meloidogynidae. The record is from the annotation of a GenBank genome assembly.
AUGACUGUUAAAAAUCAACUUACAACAUUUUCUUCAGAAAAAGUAAAAGUUGCUGUUAGAGUACGUCCUCUACUUUCCAAAAAAGAAAAUUUCAAAAAUGUUGUAAAAAUAUCCAAAAAUUCAAUUAUUCUUUCCCACUCAAAUGAUGUUGAUUCUACAAACACAAAACAAUUUGGCUUUGAUUUUUGUUUUCCUUCUACUCAACAACAAGAAUUCAAUCCAAGCAUUGCCAGCACUUCUUCCUCCUCUUCAUUCACUUCAACUUUAUCUUCCCAACAGUUUACUCCUAAUUUAUUGGAAGGAACACAAGAACAUUUAUUUGAAACAAUUGGAAUUGAUGUAGUAAAUAAUGCCUUUUGUGGAUUUAAUACUUGUGUUUUUGCUUAUGGACAGACUGGUUCUGGAAAGUCAUAUACAAUGAUGGGAACAAAAGAAGAGCCUGGGUUAAUUCCUCGUUUAUGUAAAGAACUCUUUCAACGAAUUAAUCAAAAUUUAAGUAAUAUAAAAGUCGAAAUUUCUUUUUAUGAAGUUUAUAAUGAACGAAUAAGGGAUUUGUUAAGCAACUCAAAGCUCUUAAAAGUCCGAGAACAUUCCUUUCUUGGUCCAAUAGUUGAAGGUCUUUUAACCUUGCAAGUUACUAAUGUUGAACAAAUUGAACAAUUUAUUUCAAUUGGGAAUAGACAAAGAAGUACAGCCGCGACUUUAAUGAAUGAACAAAGCAGUAGAAUUGUUGCUGUAGAGGAUGAAAAUUUUACUGGAGAGACGGUUAGCAAAAUUUCCCUUGUUGAUUUGGCUGGAAGCGAAAGAGUGCAAAAAACAGGUGCCAUAGGAAAACGGCUAGAAGAGGGCUCAAACAUUAACAAAUCAUUAACUGCUUUGGGGAAGGUUAUUGCUGCUCUAGCUUCAAAUAAAAAUAAUGGAAACGCAACCCAACCAAAAGGAGGGACGAAUAAUAAAUAUUUUGUGCCGUAUAGAGAUAGUGUGCUUACUUGGCUUUUGAAAGAAAAUUUGGGCGGCAACAGCAGAACAACAAUGAUAGCAACAAUUUCCCCUUCUUCUGAACAUUAUGAGGAGACUUUGUCUACUUUGAGGUUUGCUGAUAGAGCGAAACGUAUUCAAACAAAUGCUGUUGUUAAUGAGGAUCCAAAUGCCAAAAUAAUUCGAGAACUUCGAGAAGAAGUUGAAAGAUUAAAAUUACUUAACCAAGCAACACAAGAAAAACAACAAGAAGUUUUACAAGAAGCAAUGGCACAAAUAGCAGAGCAACACAAUAAAGAAAAACAAUUAGCUUUGGAAAAACAAUAUGAAGAAUUUUCAGAAUAUAUUAGGGAUUUGUUGACAAAUACACAGUCUUCUCCAUAUCCUUCAAUAGCAGCAACCCCUUCCGGACAAUUUAAUGGUUUUUCUCAAUUUUGUGAUAAUGGAAAUAUCAAAAACGACAAAAAUAACUUUUUGGAAUGGGCUAAUGAAAUAGAUCAAUUAUUCACAGCUAGACUAGAAUAUUUACAAAAAUUAAUUCAACAAGCAAACAAACUUUGUUCAGAUGCAAAUCUUUUAUCAGAAAUGUUUGCAAGAAUUUUUAGAAAAAAUGCUCGAAUAUAUUAUUCUGUUAAUUUGCAUAUUCCAAUAAAUAAUUUGAAGCCGUCUUUUUUGAAUUUUAAGACAUUUCGAAAAAAUUCAUUAAAUAAUGAAGAGGAGGAAGAAAAUAAUAAUUCUGAAUAUUUUAAUUGUAUUUGUGAACCUGUUAUUUUGGCUGUUUGGGGGCAAAUAAACAAAAAUAAUAAAAAUUGUUUUUCUAAAGAAGUUGCUAAUGGAUCUUUUCAACAAUUUAGUAUUGAAGAAAUUAAUUUAAAAUUGGAAGAAAUGAGAGAAGCAAUUUCAACAGUUUCAUUAAAUUCUAAUUUAACAACAACAAAUGAUGGAUUAAAUAAAUGGGAUGAAUUGGAGGAAUUGGAAUAUAAUUGCAAUAAACGUUCAUUUAUUUUGCGAAAACAAAGUCUUGUUGGCGUUGCAAAUGUUUAUUUAGGUGCUUUAUUACAUAAUUUAACUUCCCCAAUGCAAACCCAAGUUUUAAUUAUUAAUCAACAGGGAGAGAUUAGCGGAAAACUCUUUGUCCAAAUACACAAAACUGCUUUGUUAAGUAAUAGUGAAUCGUCAGAAUCUAUGGAAUUUUCGGAUAAAGAGGAAGCAGAAGAUGUAAUUUUGGAAGAAUUAAAUCAAGGAAUUGAAAGACAAUUACUUGGACAAUCGAUUGUUGCGAAGGUAGAAAUUUUAAAAGCAACAAAUUUACCUUUAAAUCAAUCACAUCUUGUCUUCUGUCAAUAUUCAUUUUUUGAUCGACCACAAGUAAUAAUUCCAAGUAUUACAAAUGUUGAAGAUUCGCAAAAUUUUAGCGACACUACAAACUCUGCAGACGUUUAUUUUAACUCAAAAAAUGUUAGAAAAAUUAAAAUUUUUGGUUAUACAGUCCAGCUUUUUUAA